AAAUUUUGUAAAACAAAUUACGAGAAAAAUAUAUACAGAAACGAAAAUUUGUUAAGGCAAAUGCAUGUUGCCAUCUGAAUCACAGAGCAAGUAAAUGACUGUGACGUCAAGCGAGCCAAGGUUAAAAAGUUAUUAGGCUUGGAUUUGUUUCUUCGGAUGAAGUUAUUAGCAAUCUUUCGAGAUGAGCGUCAGUUGGAGUGUUGGCCUGCCAACGGAACUUGGAGAUGAUCUAGUUCUUAUAAUAGAGGCGCAGCUUGGUGGUGCAACCGCACCAGCGGACCCCAAACGAACGAUGAUGAAACUGCGACCAUAUGUGCCCUCCAAGAGGAUUGCCAUACGGGACUCGUCCAUCGACGAGGAUGUCAGCGAUGAUGUCGAGGACGAGGUGUUCAUCAAGGAUGCCAGGUCGGCAAAGCGCAGCGAGGAGCAGGGCCUGAAGCGGCCGCUGAUGGCGCCGCGUCGCAAACAUAGUCCCGGAUCCGGAUCCGGACCUGGAUCGGGAUCGGGAUCCACGCCCAUUAUGAAGCAGCACCGCAGGCGGCGCUGCUGUCGCUGCUGCGAGCCCUUCUGCUACGCCUUGGCCGCCCUAACGGUACUCUGCGCCCUGCUCAGCCUGGCGGCGCUCAUGCUGACGCUCUUCCCGCUGCCGCUGCAGCGCAUCCGUCACUGGUGGCGCCCCGAUCCCGCCCAGCUGGCGGCCAUCUCCUCCGCCGGCGGCCGCAUCAGCUACGGCAGCUCCCAAGGCGGCGAGUUCGUGCCCUGCACCCAGAUCAGUGUCCAGAAGCGCUGGAGUCGCAGCCUGGCGCGGAUGAACAGCGAGAGUCCGCUGCGAGCGGCCGACCUGAACGGCGACGGCAUCCGGGACGUGGUCUUCGGCUACGGCGUGGACGACAACAUCCACUACGAGGGCAUUCUCCUGCCGCGCUGCCAGUCCGCCCAGCAGGGCGAGGAGGUUCCCUGCGAGGGCGGCGUGGUGGCUCUCAAUGGCAUCGACGGAUCCAUCCUGUGGCAGUCGUGGAGCGUCGCCAACGUCUUCUCGCUGCACUGCAACGCGGAUGUGGACGGCGACGGGGGCACCGAUUGCGUGGCAGCUGGAAGAUUGGGGAUGAUCUAUGCCAUUAAUGGCCGCACUGGCUCCAUAAUCUGGCGCUUCCGGGAACUGGAGGUGGAGACGAACUCCCCCAUCGUGAUGGACCUGUACACGAUCAACGUGCUGCGCGACCUGGACGGCGACUCCGUUCCGGAGAUAAUAGCCGCCCAUCUGGAGGAGCGGGAGGAGUCGAAGGCGGGGCACAUAAAGCUGAUCUCGGGGAAGACGGGCAAGGUGAUCCGGAGCAUUCCCACGCCGUAUCGCGAGGAGAUGUUCGUGCCGAUCCAGCUGCUCACGCAGGCGGACGGAACGGAGCUGCUCCUAAUCGUCACCGGGGGUCAGAACACCCCAGGUGGCAUCUACUCCCUGCGCCUCCACUCCCUGAUGGCGCACACCAGCGAGAAGCACUUCACCCCGCUGCACCGGCAACAGGGAUCGGGGCUCAUGGUGCCCGCCGUGCUCACCGACCUCAAUGGCGAUGGCAUCUCGGACGUGGUCGUCGCGGCCUUCAACCGGAGUGUCCUCGCCUUCGACGGAGCCAACUACACGAUGCUUUGGAACUACACAUUCCCCGCCAGCGAGUGCGUCAGUGCCAUUGUUCCCGGUCUAUUUGAUCACGACAACGUCACCGAUUUCAUGGUGAAGUACAACACGGGACCCGGCUUCCCGGUCUACUACUACUCGCAAACGACCAUCCUCAAUGGACGGAAUGGACAGCCACUGCUGGACGCCAUGAUGACGGAUGCGGGUGGAGCGAACAGUCUGCUCGGAGGGGUCUCCAUCUCGCAGAGCUUCGGCGGCGACUUCUUCCUCCACUGGCAGCUGCAGUGCCGCAACCGUCCGGAUGCCCGGGAUGCCUACGAAUUCGUCCCGGACAGUGACAUCAUUCUCCAGGCCAGGGCGGACACCUGCCGCCUGCGGUACAACGAGUCCACGGUGCUGAAGCUCUACGCCAUCGCCAGGCACAUCGAGCCACCGGGCGCGGUCCUCUUCAGCACCGACGACCUGGAGGUGCAGCUGAAUCGCACACAGAGACCGGCGGCGGCUGGGAAAAAGUCGCCGCUGAAGCACCCCAAGCUGCUCAAGAAGCUCCUGGCUGGGAAUCGGGAGCAGCUACUCCGCCAGGUGGCCGCCGGUUCGGGACUGGAUAAUGGAAACGCCAUCGGCAGCGGAACGGAGCAGCCGGCCAGGCGACCUAAGGGCCACCACCGACACAAUCCACUGAUGGAGCAGCAGCUCCAGGAACUUCUGCCCCAGGGAGCUGACAACGAGCUGCCCGCCAGCUUCGGAAUGGCAGGUGGUUACCCCAAGGAAGGAUUCAAGGAGUUUAAGGACUACGACAUCCUGCCGCUGUCGCCGGAGAAUGGGAAUCCGCUUCGCCUGCCGGAGGAGUACGAACUGGUGUACAACGACGAGGUGCCGCCGCUCUUGGAGCAGAGUGACCGGCCCAUCCACCUGCGCUCCAAGUACCCCAGCGCCGGAAGUCGCGAUGUGCGGAGCGGGUUCCUCGAGGGCAGAGGCAUCAGCACCACCACUACCCAAACCACGCCCAGCACCACCGGGCAGCCCAUGUCCGCGCAGUCACCGCUGAGCCUGUGGGACCUGGAGCUGGACAACGAGGCGCGGGAGCAGGCUGCCGACGCCCAGGAGGCCAAUAAGAAGCAAAGGAGGCGUCGCAAGAGACGCGAGAGUGCCGCCGGUGCGACUACAGCGGCCAGCGACGAUGCCGCCGGUGGAGAGGAGUCCCUCGGGACAGCAGACUGGUACCUGGCUUCCAUCUCCUCCACCGGCGUCUUGCUGAAGGCCCUGGGCAACGCCACCUCCUCGCUGGACUUCGCCUUCGUCCUCAACAUCCGCGAAUCGGAGGCCUAUCCACCACUCUUCUCGCCGCAGGACCUCAGCUGCGUCGAGGAGAAGAUCAGCGCCUAUAAAAGCUACACCAUCGACAACCUGCGCGUGCUGCGCAAACAGUUCCUGAAGCAGUGCCUCAGCGAGCGCCUGGUGGACGCGGAGCCGGCCCUGCCCAAGUUCGAGUCGCAGCUGGUGGUGACCCGCAUCGGGAUCACGUGCACCUGCCGCUCCCUGCAGCCGGGCGAGGUCUGCUCGGAACUGGACCCCUUGGAGGCCCAGCGCUGGACGGAGUUCAUGGGGAACUCGGGCAAUGGCUUCUAUGCCAACCACUAAUCGCUGGUCGCUGGCGAGGCGGAGGAUCCGAUGCGGCCGACUGGUUCCUUUUGGCCACCGACGCCGGAACACCCCGCCCCCUUUCCCCCGGCGACAGCCUAUCUCUUUCUCUCGAUGUCUCUGUCAACAGUCACUAUUGUAAUUUAUCGUCAUUUGCAUGUUGUGGGGUUUCUUGUAAUCGUAACAGUAUUUACCUGCGUGUAUUUGUGUAUAUUUUACGAGUUCUUUUGACAAAUAAAACUAAUCACAUUUA
This is a messenger RNA of Drosophila ficusphila, 3527 nucleotides long. RefSeq lists its product as uncharacterized. The coding region runs from base 182 to 3274 and encodes 1030 amino acids. The transcript has 6 exons. The record is from RefSeq and is a predicted model, not a curated record. Lineage: Eukaryota; Metazoa; Arthropoda; Insecta; Diptera; Drosophilidae. Gene Ontology annotation, molecular function: protein binding.